ACAGUUAUUUCUAACUAGGUGAUUAUCGUAGCUGAUUGGUGGGCAUCAUAUGGUUCUUAUACUCCAAACUUGCAAACUUUUGCCAUAAAAGUCCUUAGCCUAACAUGUAGUUCAUCGGGUUGUGAACGAAAUUGGAGUGUAUUCGAACAUCUUCAUAGCAAGAAAAGAAAUAGAUUGGAACAACAACGUCUCAAUGAUUUAGUGUAUGUCAAAUACAAUAGAACAUUGAGAUUUAGGUAUGACAUGCGCAACACUCUUGAUCCCAUAUCUUUGCAAAAUAUUGAUGAAAGCAAUGAGUGGUUGCUUGGGAGGAUGGAUGGAGAAUCAGAUGAAGAUAAUGAGCUUGUGUUUGAUGAUGAUGAUGGCUUGACGUGGGCCACUGUUGCUAGAGCUUCUGGAGUAGAAGUAAGUAGCCAUGCAAGUAGAGCAACAAGUUCACGCUCAAAGGCACAACCGAGGAUAUCUAAAUCAUCAACAUUUACUCCACUUCAAUUAAUAGAUGAAGAGGAAGCGGGCUCAGAUGACACAGAGGAGGAAGAUGUUGAGGGAUAUAAAUCAACUGAUGGAGAAGAAGAUGUUGCCAUUGAUGUUGAGGAUGAUGAUUGACUGACACCGACCUAACCUACCCUUUCUUUUGAUAUUAAUAUUUUUAAGUAUUAAGACAUA
This is a messenger RNA of Camellia sinensis, 666 nucleotides long. NCBI's taxonomy places the organism in Eukaryota, Viridiplantae, Streptophyta, Magnoliopsida, Ericales, Theaceae. The record is from RefSeq and is a predicted model, not a curated record.